Hyaloscypha bicolor E is the source of this 547-nucleotide messenger RNA. RefSeq lists its product as uncharacterized. The record is from RefSeq and is a predicted model, not a curated record. The transcript has a single exon. Bases 103 to 423 code for a protein of 106 amino acids. NCBI's taxonomy places the organism in Eukaryota, Fungi, Ascomycota, Leotiomycetes, Helotiales, Hyaloscyphaceae.
CUCAGAUCAUCUUUAUCGUUGCUCUCCUGUUUCCACAUUACUUCAUAUUACUAUAUCAAGCAGAUGAAGGUUUAUUUUUGGCCAAGAUAAAUCAAGUUCAGCAUGCCUUUGCAUACUCCGUUGGACAACCCACUUGCAACUGACGAUUUAUCAAAGCCUCACGUCUUAUGUCCCACCUGUCACCACAUCGUUCAAUCCUCCCAGGUCCUGUCACAUCAUCGCCGACCAUGGCAGAGACGAGAAUGCUUUCCUCAUUUCCCCACUAGAAUAGAGUUGAACGAGUCUACCGAUCGAGGAUGUCAUCUCUAUACUUUGAUUGCAUCCGCACUAUCGGGCAAGCCUUACUAUUCACGUGACAGUAUGAAUAGACUAGAGCACAUCAAGUUGGAAAUCAACGUCAUACGUCGUACGAACCAAAACUAGUUCAUGUUCCACAUAUUAGCACUAGCUGUAUACCCCACAGUGAUAAUACUUUUGAGGAAACUUAUCUUUGGGCCACUAACUAUCGCACGGAUGUAUUCUUGGCUUUUAUUACCUUGGAUUCUGG